Molecule: messenger RNA, 2520 nt
Organism: Galendromus occidentalis (western predatory mite)
Lineage: Eukaryota; Metazoa; Arthropoda; Arachnida; Mesostigmata; Phytoseiidae
Product: soluble guanylate cyclase 88E-like
Exons: 13
Coding region: 1-2520 (839 amino acids)
Biological process (GO): nitric oxide-cGMP-mediated signaling; cGMP biosynthetic process; response to oxygen levels
Cellular component (GO): guanylate cyclase complex, soluble
Molecular function (GO): heme binding; nitric oxide binding; oxygen sensor activity
Source: RefSeq, a predicted model, not a curated record
AUGUACGGCCUCAUCUUCGAGAAUCUCAGACAGUAUAUCAUCGCAGUUUAUGGAGAAGAUAAAUGGGAAGAAAUACGUCGUCAGGCCCGUGUUGAACACCCAUCUUUUUCUACACACGACAUUUAUCCCGACAGCGUCAUCUUGCGCAUUGUCGGUAAAGGAUGUAAGAUGCUACGCGCUCCGGAGAACGAGUUUCUGGAAGGAAUGGGUACCUAUUUCGUCUCCUUCCUCGCCCAAUACGGAUACGACCGAGUGCUAUCUGUGCUGGGACGCCACAUGCGAGACUUCAUCAAUGGCCUCGACAAUCUCCAUGAAUAUUUGAAGUUCAGCUACCCGAAAAUGAAAGCUCCAUCGUUCUUCUGUGAGCAAGAGUCGGAGUCGGGUUUGACUCUGCACUACCGGAGUACUCGGAGAGGCUAUCUAUGGUACACGAUCGGACAAAUUAAGGAGGUCGGCAACCACUUCUACAACACUAGUGUCGAAGUCGAUAUUCUCAGGGAGGAGUCCAUAUUCAACACUCAGCACGUAGUCAUGCGUCUCAAGUUCCAGAAUACAGCCUUCAAGCCUAAAAUCGGAGCUCUGGAUAUCGACACCAUCGAGCUAGGACGGAAACUUCUUCCUAUCAAGGCUCACAUUUUCCUCGAGAUAUUCCCUUUCUCGAUUGUUUUCGAUCAGCAACUGACGAUCGCGAAUCUCGGCAAAACCCUGAUGACAGUCAUGCCGACGGCGUUAAAUAAGCGCAUACCUCAAGUGUUCGAUCUCACGAGACCAUUGAUCGAAUGCAGCUGGAACUCCAUUUUAACACACCUGAACAACGUAUUCGAAUUGACGACGCUUGAAGCCGUGAAAGCUCAGUCGAACAUCGAUCCGGAACAUGAAGGUACUUCUCCGUUCCUCGACCAGGACGAUGCAGUGUACGAAGACACCUUGCUGCACCUCAAAGGACAAAUGCUCUUCAUGGAAGAGUGGCAAGCAAUGGUUUAUCUCGCAGCGCCCGUAAUGCGAGAUCUCAGCACCAUGGUACUCACGGGCUUAUACGUCAACGAUCUCUCGAUGCACGACUUCUCUCGAGAUAUGGUACUGGCAGGCCAGCAGCAAAGUGCCGAGCUCAAAAUGGCUCUCGAUCAGGAACUACAGAAGAGCAAACAGCUCGAAGACUCGAUGAAAAAACUCGAUCUUGAGAUGAGGCGGACGGACGAAUUGUUGUACCAGAUGAUACCCAAGACUGUCGCUGACAAGCUUCGACGAGGAGAGAGUCACGUCGACACCUGCCAGUUCUUCGACAGCGUCACGAUCCUGUUUUCCGACGUUGUCACGUUCACAGAGAUUUGCAGCCGACUGACGCCGAUUGAAGUCGUUCAGAUGUUGAACGCCAUGUAUUCCCUCUUCGACCAACUGACAGACAAACACGGCGUGUAUAAGGUGGAAACAAUCGGAGACGCUUACAUGAUCGUCGCCGGUUGUCCCGAAGCUUCUCCCAAACAUGCGGGGAAAAUAUGUGAAAUGGCCCUGGACAUGGUGCAAUGCAUUCAAGGUAUUAAGGAUCCGUCGACGGGAAAGUGUCUGCGGAUACGCGUCGGUGCUCAUUCGGGCCCGGUUUGCGCUGGAAUAGUGGGGCAGAAAAUGCCGCGCUACUGUCUUUUCGGGGACAGUGUCAACACCGCAUCGAGAAUGGAGUCUACAAGCGAGCCGCUGAGGAUCCACAUCAGUGUGAAGACGAAGGAGCUACUCGAUCCCUCCGUAUGGAACAUUUCUGAGAGAGGGACGGUUCCAGUGAAGGGUAAAGGAAACAUGAAAACAUUCUGGUUGGACGGACGCAGGGAUCGAAGACCUCGCGCUCUGAACAUAAGGCUGCCGUCACCUCUGAAACCGAAGAGCCACCAGCAGGCUACACGCAACGCGGAAGCAGGCCAGGAACCGAGAAGCGGCGCGAAUAGCGAGCUACUCCCGCAGCCGACGCCAGGACUGCCCAAGUUUCAGAUAUCUGAAAAAUCGCUGACUUGCCCUGAGCUGAACGAGCGACCCCCAUCUCGACGGCACUCAGCUGUCGACAGUCAACCGCUUCAGCUGAACGAUGUCGAACUGACCGCGGACUCUCCGAAAUCAACCAAGCGGGAAGAGAAAGCAACAGGCAACGUCGAAGCGAAGCCCUCGGCAGUGAAAAGCGAGGACAGGGCCAGCGGAUUGAGCAACAUCGAGGUCGGCAAAAGAAGAACGGAAGUUGAUAACGUGCAUAAAGCUCACGCUGCGAAAAUUAGCCCUGCCAAACCGAGGACGCAGCUCGGCGUCCUACCGAAGAAGGUCACAGUUUCAGACGUGGUUCCUGUGGCAGCGAGCGGUGACAAAUGGUCGAAUCUACCCGAGCAUCUCAUGUACACCGGAGGUUCUCGGUGCGAGCAUUGCCUGCAUUGUCAUGCCCGAGCAAUGUACGAGCGUAAAGCCCUCGAAGAUCACGCCGACUUGAGAGCUCUGCAGCCAAUGCGUAUCUCUUCUCGGAGUAAAGCUUGCGUCCUUUUGUGA